AUGCUUUUAAACAAUCUUUAAAUAUCCUCAAAACUAUUAACUUCAAUUGUAUUUUAGGCUUCUUUACUAUAACCAACAACAUAGAUAAUAUCAUAUAUAUUAAAAGUCAAUAAUUAAUAAUAUUAAACAGUUCUUUUUAUUAAAAUUGUUAGUUUAAUUAUCAAAAUAUCCAACCCUUUUUAUUAUGGUGGUUUGUAGAAUGUGAAUAUUUAUGAUCAAAUUAAAAUAAUAAUAAACUAGGUUUAUUAAUAGAUAAACAGUAUUUUUGAAGUAAAACCUAAAGCAAGAGUUGGUUUAUUUUUAGUGGAGAAUUUGGAAAUAAAGUUUUGUAAUCAAUAGGUUUUUAAGGAGGAGUAAUAUAUAUUGAAGCUUAAAGAAAUAGUAGAAUUUCAAUUUCCCAGUUUUAGUUCAAGAAUAUUUCUACUUUAUUUUGUAAAUACUUAGGAUAUGUGGAUCUAUUUAUUUAGAUGGAAAUAAAGCAGAAACUCUCGAGUUUUCAUUCUCUUAAUUGAUUAUUAUAUAUUAGUGUUAAGGAAGAUGGAGGAUGCAUUAAGAUAAAAUCAAAUUCUCCUAUUAUUUCUAAAUCAAUUUAUCAAUUGGAUAUUAAAAAUAUCUUAUUCUAAACUUGGAUCUUUCAUAUAUGUUGUACUUUCUUAUGUGGCUUCAAAAUAGCAAAUAAUCAAAUUAGAUUCCAUUUUUAUUCAAAAUACUUUAGAGGGAUUUAAGAAUUAUUUAAAUUAAUAUACCCAACUAUCAAACUAAGAUUUAUUAGCUUUAAUUAACAAUAGAGCCUUAUUUUAUUUCAAUUAUUAUGAGAAAUGCUUAAAAAGUUUCUAUUGA
Molecule: messenger RNA, 840 nt
Organism: Paramecium pentaurelia
Lineage: Eukaryota; Ciliophora; Oligohymenophorea; Peniculida; Parameciidae
Source: the annotation of a GenBank genome assembly